This is a messenger RNA of Fraxinus pennsylvanica, 1134 nucleotides long. NCBI's taxonomy places the organism in Eukaryota, Viridiplantae, Streptophyta, Magnoliopsida, Lamiales, Oleaceae. The record is from the annotation of a GenBank genome assembly.
AUGGAUACCCGUAAUUCCGUGAAAUCCAAUUCAAGACACGUACAGAUUAUUUCGAAUCUCAUUCCACCAGACGCGCGAUUUCCUCAGACGAAUCAACGAACGCCACCGUCACCGUCACGGCCACCAAUGGCCGAAGAAGAAGUGGCGGCAGAAGUUGAGGCAGCCAUGGCGGUGUACGGCGAAGAUUGCCAGGUCGUUGAAAUCUACCCUCCUCACCUCCUCAUUCACCUCAAGCCCCGUACCGCCGAUGUUUCAUCUCAACAGUUUGUAGAAGCUAGUAUAGCAAUUCGAGCUGGUCCCAAGUAUCCUGAAGAACCACCGCAUAUUAGUAUUGUUGACUCCAAAGGUCUUGAUGAUCAAAAGCAGAACCAUCUGAUAUCUAGCGUUCGUAACAAGGCUUUUGAACUUGCCUCUUGUUUCAUGCUUGUAGCACUUUGUGAGGAAGCAGUGGAUAGACUCUCUAGCAUGAAUCAUCCUGAUGGAAACUGUCCAUUGUGCUUGUAUCCAUUGGUUGAUGAAGAUGUAGGGAGCAAUUCAUUGCCUUUUAUGAAGUUAAUGUCUUGUUUCCACUGCUUUCACUGUGAUUGCAUCAUCAGAUGGUGGAAUUGGCUCCAGAUGCAAAAUGAUACUAAUUUGUCAACAGCUUCAACAUCUUGUAGGGAUAUGCAAGAUGAACAAGGUAUGCAUAAAACGUUGGAAGAGAGUAUAGGAAAGUGCCCUGUUUGUCGUAAAGUUUUCCAUGCCAAGGAUAUUGAACACGUGCUCAACUUGGUUGGGAUUCAUACCCUGUUGGACUCCGGUGGAAUUGAAGUUGAUGAGGACUUUCUCGAGUCCGAAUCAGAGAAAUUUAGGAAAGAAAAGUUCGAGGCUGUAUUGAAACUCCAGCAAGAAAAUAGUGGCUUAAUUGAGCCCAAAAGAAAUGAAGUUUUAUUGCCAGGCAUGUAUCUUCCCAGGCCAGUUACCCUGCCCUUAACAGAAUUGGCGCUGGAAAACAAAGAUCCGACAGCAACAAAUUCGGACAACAAACCUGGCUCUAGCAAGCGCAGCAAUUCUCGCACGAGGAAGCAUAGGACACAAAAUUCAAGAAAACAUGACAGACAGUGGAUUAGGAAAGAGAGAGAGCCAAAAAAUUAA